Clonostachys byssicola is the source of this 192-nucleotide messenger RNA. Lineage: Eukaryota; Fungi; Ascomycota; Sordariomycetes; Hypocreales; Bionectriaceae. The record is from the annotation of a GenBank genome assembly.
AUGCCUGAAGGGUCCCCUGGCGAAGUCCAUGGUCAGAUGGAUGCAUAUAUUGGGUUAGGCCUCAGUCUUGAGACCAUGGCUGGCCUGGAAGGUGGGACGAUCGCCCCAGCCCUCCUUGACGACUCUAUAAUGGGUAGGGACCUUUCCGCUUCCCGCGCUGUUGUUGCUACCGCUGGAGGACUUGUUAGAUGA